GAAGAAGACCGUGCUGGGCGAGGAGAUCCGUCAUGUAGAAAAGGCAUCAUCUGCCAUGUACUUUAGCUACAACACACAACUUGGCCCCCCCUAUCACAUCCUCAUUGAUACCAACUUCAUCAACUUUUCAAUCCAGAACAAACUUGAUAUCAUCGAGGCCUCAAUGAAUUGCCUGUACGCCAAGACAAUCCCCUGCAUCACUGACUGUGUGAUGGCAGAAUUGGAGAAGCUGGGCCGCAAAUACCGCGUGGCUCUUCGUAUGGCCAAGGAUGAACGCUUCAAGCGCCUACCCUGCAUGCACAAGGGCACCUAUGCCGAUGAUUGCCUUGUGGAACGCGUUUCACAGCACAAGUGCUACAUUGUCGCAACCUGCGACCGCGACCUGAAGCGGCGGAUACGCAAAGUUCCGGGUGUUCCCAUCAUGUAUAUUGCACAGCGCAAGUACACGAUCGAGCGCAUGCCGGAUGCCUUUGGCGCCCCCGCCACCAAAUGAAGGACGAGGAUGUGAAUGCUUUGCCAGUAAACCCCAACAUCUUGAAGCUAGUGUCACGUGUGAACAUUUGCUAUUCUUUGUAUCAUUGCUUCGGUCUAUAGGGCGGCUAUGUUUGGUUUGGAAUCCUCCUGCUGCUCCAUACGCUCGUUUGAGGCGACCGUGUCGCCAGAUGUCUUUUGCUCUUCACAACGGGCAAUAUCGCUCAAAUCACACUUGUCUUCACCGACAAUUGAGUCGGCGCAUUGCCUUGCUAACA
Molecule: messenger RNA, 749 nt
Organism: Monosiga brevicollis MX1
Lineage: Eukaryota; Choanoflagellata; Craspedida; Salpingoecidae
Exons: 8
Coding region: 56-493 (145 amino acids)
Cellular component (GO): small-subunit processome; nucleolus
Source: RefSeq, a predicted model, not a curated record